UUUACUACUUUGCGUUUUUGUGUGUGUCAAUCUGUCAAUGUGUGUGCCAUAGACAGAGAGAGACAUGGAGUGACGGGAACUCUUUAAUGUCACAGAAAAUUGAAAGAAACAUGCAUGCGACACGCGCCGACACCUCCGAAAGACGAUUCGAAAUACAGUGCAAAUUGGAGUCUGAGAUCGCUGCUCUAGAAGCACUGAAGGAGGCAGAGGAACGCAGCCGACGAUUGACGAAUGGAGUAGUAGGAAUACUCUCUUCCUUAGAAGACCGUUUAGCUACGCUCCGCCGUACAAUACUUCCAGUUUACAAUGAGACUGAAAAUCUUCAAGCACAACAACACAAUAUAGAGAAAACUUUAAGCGUGUUGGAUCAUGCUAUUGGAUAUUACGGUGUAUGUCAAGAAGUAGAAGCUGUAGUACGUGCCGAACCAAGUGGACCUAGUGGUUUAGAUGGCUUUCUCGAAGCCAUGAAUCGACUGUACAAUGCUCAGCGGUAUUUCCAGAAAAACAAUCCUAGUUCCGUCGAGUUACAAAACAUCACAGGUCUCUUCUCAAUUGGCCUAGAAUCUCUAUAUGCUGAGUUCCAUGACAUUCUUAAUCGCCAAAGUCGACCAAUCCUUCCUAUUGUGCUUCUGGAUCUAAUUGGCUCCGAUGAGGACACCAAUGGCGAGGAUGGACCGCAGUCCUUGUGCCAAUUGCCUGAGAGCGUUAUGAGUGACUUGCUUAAGAUCGCUGGAUGGCUCGAGGAAAGGGGUCACCGUAGACAUACAAAGAUGUAUGCUUCCGUACGUUCCACCAUCGUCUUGAGAUCUCUGUUACUGCUCAAAGAACAUCAGAGAAGCGCCAGUGGUGGUAGCACCCAUGGUGGGAGCCCUAUGCCUCGAGCAAAAUUCGCUAACCGACACUCUCUAGAUGGUCAAGAGAAUGCGGGACGUAAAGCGUCGCGACGGCUGCAGCACGCAUUGGACAAAGCCAACAGAAUGCUAUUGAAAGCGUCGCAAACGACGAGGCUGAAUCUAGCUCUGAAUUCAGUGUCUAGGAAACCGACGCAGCUUAUCCCAUACUCGAUGGAGGAUGCGGCACCCGACGAACAAGAGAUGGAGAAUUAUCUUCUGUUAGCGGCCGGCCUACACAAACUCAUACAAGCUGAGCGUGCAUUGGUCGCGAAGAUUCUUUCAGCUUCUUUGCAUGCACAAGUGCUCGAAGCCACCGUACGCGACGCGAUGGAUUUGGUCGCGCAUGAUGGAGACAGCAUAGCUACGCGCGCCAAACGUUGUAUCACGAGACGCGACUUCUCUGCCGUUCUCGUGGUUUUCCCGAUUUUGAAGCAUCUCGGCGAACUGAAGCCCGAUUUCGAGAGAACGGUCGAAGGUUGCGAUUACGCCCUCCGUUCCAAAUUUGCAUCUGUGCUCGAUACGUUACACUCAACUGGAGCUAAAGCUUUGGAAGAGUUCGCGGAAAGUGUGAGAAAUGAAUCUGGUGCGGGUUUGCCAAAGGACGGUACCGUGGCGGAAGGAACUAGCAAUGUCUUGAUUUUUCUGGAACAACUGGCCGAAUAUGCGGAUAUGGCUGGUACUGUUCUUCAACGCAAUCUUUUCACAGAUCAGUCUGCAUUACACUCGAAAGAGCCGGAAAAUGUACAUAAAAUGGUUCUCAGUGUAUACAUCAAAAAAGUUCUUGCUCAACUGAAUCUGGCGUUAGUGAGUAAAAGCGAUGCGUCUUAUUCCGAUCUCGCUUUACGAGCUUUAUUUCGGUUGAAUAAUCAUAAUUACGUAGUUAACGCUCUCCGUCGAAGUUCUCUUAUGGAGCUACUCUUACUGGCCGAGCCAAGUGCGGAACAAACAUAUUAUGAUCUACUUCUUAAAGACAAAAACAAUUACGUUACUACGACAUUCACCAAAGCCCGAUCAUAUCUCGCAGACGAACCAGAUCUUGCCGCCAAAAUGUUAAAGGAGAAAUUCUUGGGUUUCGCACGAGAACUAGAGGAAGUGACCAAGUGUCAGCGUUCUUAUUCGGUGCCUGACAGAUGUUUGCGCGAAGAGUUAAGGAAGGAAUUGCACGAGGCGAUUGUACCGCUGUACACCGCAUUCUACAACAAGUAUCGCGGCACGUCGUUCUCGAAGAAUCCGACGAAAUACAUAAAGUACACGCCCGAUCAGAUAUCGACGCUAAUCAACACGUUUUUCGACGCCGCCGCAUAAUAACAUACAUGUGUAUCGCACCGCAAAAUGUUUGUCUCGACAAAGAAUUAGUAGAGUAUUUAAUAAACACCCAUUUAAUAAAGCAUAUUUAAUUACAAUAGUUUUAGUGAUUCUUUUCCGUGCGGACCGAAUCUUUAUUUCUUUCUCAAACAGAUUGCACAGAGAUUAAUAUAGAUCUGCGACAAUUGAGAGUCUAGUUAGGUCUUGGUCCAGCUUCCCCCCUCCCCCGCAUUUUGUUUAUAUAUAUUUAUAAUAUAUAUAUAAAAAACAAGUAACGAUUUAGAUUCGAUCAGCGACUUAUGUAUAUAUAUAUAUAUUUAUUUUUAUAUAUAUAUGUAUAUAUGUAUAUGGUUCAUAUUACCACUUACAAUGUACAAAAUCAUACAUUAUACGUGAUAAUAAGAAAGAAUACAUUCGAAGUUCAGCAUUUAUGUACACAGUUGUUAUAUCAUAUCAGAUUUUCUCUCAUUACAUACUUACACACUCGUACUUUUCGCAUUCGUUCUUUCUUUCAUACAAUAGCUCUCUCGCUUUCUCGCAUACAUGAAAUAUUCGCGCGUUCUCUGCUUCGAUAGUCAUAUUUUAUUCCUUUAAAUGCAGCAUUACACUCCUUUUCUUUUAAUUCCGACCUGAUGAUCACACGGUAAUUCUCUGUGAGAAAGAAUGUGAUGAAUUGUGCGCACUAAUCACAGAUUAUUAUCAUCGCGCCAGAAAAUCAUCACUUGCAAGUGAAACAACACAAAGCAGAGAAACUGCUUAAACUCGCAAUUUGACAUUUAUACUUAUAUCACAUACAUCUAAAAUUCUUGUACAGUUAGCUAUUUUUUCUUUCUUAAAUUACGGUAUGUAACAUUUAAUGUUAACCAAUUUAGUGGAAGAAGGAAGCCAUAUUAUGCGGCCGCUGCGCUAUCGAUUCCACUUCGGAAAAUAUAGUUAUCAUUUUUUUUUCAUUUUUUGCGUAUCUAUUGGUUAAUUAUCUCCUUUCAAAAUUGUUACGAACUCAUCUUCGAAGCGAAACUAUUUUUAAACUAUUGCAUAUGUGAACAGAAUUAAAUAUAGGACGUGCACAGUGAACAUUGAAUGGCAUUCGAUUACGCAUCUAACACCUUCAAUUAGAUUUUUAUAUACAAUUUCUCAAAUAAACCUAAGAUUUUUACGAACGUAACAGACCAGUGUUUUUCAGAGAUUAAUAAAUUCUCUUUGUGAAAGAGAAUACGACUCUGUCGAAGCUUUGUUAAAGCCUUUGAUAACAUAUUGUGUUGAAUGCUUGGAAUAAAAAAAAAAUACUUAUGGUUGCUCUAAGUACUUGGAGAAAUGUAUAUAUGCGUGGCAUUACCAUUAUUCACAUUUAUAAUGAACAUCUAUAUGAAUAUCUUCCAAAGAGGUUUGCCAUAUAUUCUACACACAUAUCUCUAAAAAAUAUUCUCUCUUCUUUCUCUCUGAAUUUAUAUCUUGAUGCAUAUCGAAAUUUU
Molecule: messenger RNA, 3670 nt
Organism: Trachymyrmex septentrionalis
Lineage: Eukaryota; Metazoa; Arthropoda; Insecta; Hymenoptera; Formicidae
Gene: Exo70
Product: exocyst complex component 7
Exons: 7
Coding region: 87-2198 (703 amino acids)
Biological process (GO): exocytosis
Cellular component (GO): exocyst
Molecular function (GO): phosphatidylinositol-4,5-bisphosphate binding; transferase activity
Source: RefSeq, a predicted model, not a curated record